Molecule: messenger RNA, 809 nt
Organism: Cladocopium goreaui
Lineage: Eukaryota; Dinophyceae; Suessiales; Symbiodiniaceae
Source: the annotation of a GenBank genome assembly
CAGGUUAUCCACCUCCGGGAUGGCCGCCCCCACAUGGCUACUGGCCGCCUCCGCCACACCUGGCGGGCUACGGCCGCGACGCAUCCCGAAGUCGAUCACCGCGGCGGGAGGGCAAGUACACGUGUCGAUUCUUUAUUGGCAUCGACAACGACAACAAGUUCAAAGUGGCUCGGCGGAUCAUCGGCGGGAACGGCUCCAACAUGAAGGAGAUCGUGCGGAAGUCGGGGGACGUGGCUAAGCUGCGGCUGCGAGGCAAGGGUUCUGGCUUCGCCGAAAGAGAUACCGGCGAGGAGUCGAAGGAACCCUUGCAGCUUUGCAUCUCGUGCCCGACGCACCGCGGCUACGACAUCGCGCGAAAGUGUGCAGAGGAGUUGCUGCUGGGCGUCUACGACGAGUACGAAGACUAUUGCUCGCAGAAUGACUUGGAGGUGGAAAUGCCGACCAUUCGGAUGACGGAGAGGCAUCUGACUGGGGAAGGUAGCGGCGCUCAAGGUAGUGGCGGCGCGUCAGCUCCCUCGGGAAAGAGGGGAACCCGGCGCAAUCAAAGAAAAGCCAAAGCUGCAACGCCAGCGCCCAAGGAGGAAGACGUGGACCGCGGCGAGCCCCCGGAAGGGGCUCCAGGUGUUGAGGAGAUUGAGCAAUUGAUCUCCGAACGCAACGCGUGUCGCAAGCGUGGCGAGUACAGCAAGGCCGAUGAGAUCCGGGACGAUUUGAAGGACAAGGGCGUGGUGCUCAGUGACGAGAAGGGCGCGCAUGGCGAUGGCCUCACUGUCACCUCCUGGAGGCGUUUUAGCGAGCUGAGCCAGUGA